Debaryomyces fabryi is the source of this 2010-nucleotide messenger RNA. It is a transcript of the gene DPB2, whose product is annotated as DNA polymerase epsilon noncatalytic subunit. Gene Ontology annotation, cellular component: epsilon DNA polymerase complex. Bases 1 to 2010 code for a protein of 669 amino acids. The transcript has a single exon. The record is from RefSeq and is a predicted model, not a curated record. Gene Ontology annotation, molecular function: DNA binding. NCBI's taxonomy places the organism in Eukaryota, Fungi, Ascomycota, Pichiomycetes, Serinales, Debaryomycetaceae. Gene Ontology annotation, biological process: error-prone translesion synthesis; DNA-templated DNA replication.
AUGGAAAACCCUAGUGCUUUGCCUAUAAAGCUUCAGCCAUCGAAUUUAAGACCUAUAGCUUAUAGGAUCUUGUCGAAAAAGCACGGUUUAAAUAUCCAAACUGAUGCAUUGAAAUUACUAACUGAGGCUGUUAGUUAUAAGUUUGGAUUCGAUUGGAAAGGCAUACAAUCUCAACAAUUUUUAGAAGAAAUAGCCAAAAUAUGGAAGAACCAAGAUAGAGGUAUCUUCAUUGAUGGUCCAGGGUUGAAGCAAGUAAUCAAAGAACUUUCAGACAGGAAUAUUAGUCAUGUAUCUAGAACAAAUAGCUCUGCUGACAACUUAGCAAAGAAAGCCGAGAGAUCAGACACCUUGGUUGACAAUGUUAUAGAGAAUGAGGCCGUAUAUGAUGCAGAAAAUACGUUGAAUUGGAAUGACUAUUUUAAAGUAAUGAAUCCAGAUGAACAACCCAAUUAUAAGUAUGAUGUGCAUAGAAAACAACUUAGUUUUAUUCCUAGUACAAGUGCUAGAAGGCUAGCAAAUAACCUCAACUCAAAUGUCGAUUACUUCAACAAUAGAUAUCAUCUUAUAUCUGAUAGGUUGUCAAGAAAUGAAAAUUUUCAAAAACCAACAUUUUCUAGUAUUUCAUCCAUAAGCAAAUCCUUAAAUCAUAAUAAUAAAACGAAUGAAAUCACUUUGAUUAAGAACGUUCUUGGUAGAGACGGAUCAAAAUUCAUCUUGUUUGGAUUAUUAUCGAAAAACGCUAACGAUGAUUUUAUCUUGGAGGAUUCUACGGAUCAUAUCGAAUUAAACUUAACCCAAGCCUAUAAAACUGAAGGAUCAUUCUAUUGCCCAGGUAUGUUUGUUAUUGCUGAGGGUAUUUAUUCGGCCUCAGGAGGAUCUAUGACCAAUGCAAAUGUGAUUGGUGGAUGCUUUCAUGUGAGUAACAUUGGCCAUCCACCGGCGGAAAGAAGAGAACUAAGCUUAGAAAAUUAUGGAAAUCUAGACUUUAUGGGAAUAAACAGGGAUAAUGAUACCAGUAACAACGAUAAUCAUAUACUAAGAGUUAAUAAAUCACUUAAGAAAAAAUUGAUAAGUUUAGAGAAGACCUUAGUCAACCAUAAGUUAAUCAUAUUGGGUUCGGAUUGUUUUCUUGAUGACUAUAAAAUCUUGGACGGAUUGAAAAAGCUCUUCGGUAAGAUUGAGAGCGGCAUAAUAGACGACGAAUCAAAUCAACCAUUGGUUAUAGUUCUUAUCGGAUCAUUUACAUCAAAUCCAUUAACGCCUACUAAUUCGUCAGUUGCAAACGUAUCUAACACUGAAAACUAUAAAAGUAACUUUGACAACUUGAGUAAUAUUUUGUCAAACUUCCCAAAUAUCGUGCAGAAGGUGAAGAUUGCGUUAAUACCAGGUAUUAAUGAUCCAUGGCAAUCAUCCCAUUCAUUAGGAGGAUCAAACCUCAAUGCGUUUCCCCAAAGAUCCAUACCCAAAAUAUUUACAAAUAGAUUAGAAAGGUUGCUACCAAAGGGCAACUUAAUAGCUGGAUGGAACCCGCUUAGAAUCAACUAUUUAUCCCAGGAAAUAGUAUUAAUGAAAGAUGACAUCAUCAACAAGUUUAAAAGAAAUGAUAUAAUUUUCUCAAAUGACUUGGAAUUGGAACAACAAAAGCUACAAAAAGAUAAAAACGCCGAUGGUCUAAUACAUGCAACGGAUAUUAAUACCAAAGAGCCCCACAUUUCUCCAAAAAUCAAACAGGCAAGAAAAUUGGUAAAAACUAUAUUAGAUCAAGGUAAUUUGCAACCAUUCUUGAAAGAUAUUCGUAUUAUUAAUACUAAUUACGAUUAUUCUUUGAGAAUAGAGCCAUUGCCUACUGUAAUGAUACUAAACGAUGCAACCUUCCCUACUUUUGAGGUCACAUAUAACGGUUGUAAGGUUAUUAACACGGGUAAAUUGGUAGGUAAUAAUAGAAAGCUCUCUUUUGUUGAAUACUACCCUAGUGGUAAGAGGUUUGAGUUCAAAGAAGUAUAUUUUUAG